Molecule: messenger RNA, 4947 nt
Organism: Brienomyrus brachyistius
Lineage: Eukaryota; Metazoa; Chordata; Actinopteri; Osteoglossiformes; Mormyridae
Product: polymeric immunoglobulin receptor-like
Exons: 17
Coding region: 684-2126 (480 amino acids)
Source: RefSeq, a predicted model, not a curated record
GUACGCGUGCUGCAGCUCGUACUGAAUAGUAGCGACAAACGAAAUACUUUGGUGUACGGCAGAGGUGCAGAGUUUGCUGGAAAUUUUGACGGACUACAGUAUCCAGGAACAACUAGAUGCAAAAUACAAGAAGUCCGAGAUAUCUGUUAAAAUACGGGGCUACCUUCUUAUAUGUGCAGCACGAUUCAAUUGUAUUCGCUUAGUUGCUUACUGGAUAAAUCUGAGGGCUGUGUGUCAAUGCACGCAAGACAACCCCAGAUAAGUCGCAAAAUAAGGACAAUCAGGAUAUUCUGUGCAGUAGUGCUGUUCUUCAACACAAAAGACAACGCAUGAAACAGAAAAGCACAACACAGAAAGUAGCACGGUGAUAACGAAAGCGUGUUCAGGCCUGAAACUUUAAGUGCAAUGUGUGCGCUGAUCUGAGAGGCAGUCAUACUAAGCCACAAAAAUAGCUGUGAGUUACAUGAAUGACACAGGAAACCAAGCAAACUGACUUAAAUUUUUAAAAUAUUCCCCCUGCACUUGCAUGUUCGCCCCAUGUCGGUGUGGGGUUUUCUCUGGGUUCUCCUGUUUCACCCCACAGUCCAAAAACAUGCUGAGAAACGACAGAGACAGUGAAGGUACAGAGGAUGAGGAAGUGAGUGUCAGUCUCCACAGAUCUUGGCUCAGUGACACACACACGUAUGGAUCCUCUGAUGCUCCUGUUUCUUCUCAUUGCUGGGCUCACAGGUCCUCCAGGGCUGUCAGUGGACAAACAGGAGGUGACGGGUGUGGAUGGAGACAGUGUCAGUGUUCAGUGUUACUAUGGAAACAACAGAAGACAUAGGAUGUGGUGUAAGAUUGGGGGCUCCUGUGCAUCAGAGAGAUCAGUGAGUUUGGAUGGGAGGCCUGUCCUGAUCAGGGAUGACACAGUAAAUAAAGUCCUCAGUGUGACAAUGAGUGGGCUGGAGAGGAAGGACACUGGCUGGUAUUGGUGUGCUGCUGGAAUCCUGCAGAUCCCAGUUCAUAUUACUGUUAAACGUGUGUCCACACUGAGACGAGUGUCUGUACAGAGAGGAGGAUCUGUCACCAUCUCAUGUUUAUAUGGUGACAGAUAUAAAACUCAUGUGAAAUACUGGUGCAGAGGGUAUAAUGUGAGUUCAUGUACACCCAUAGUACACACUGACUCUCCACAGGAGGGUAAAGUGUCAGUCAGAGAUGAUCCUGACCAGCGAGUCUUCACUGUGACCAUCAACAAUCUGACAGCUGAGGACUCUGAUAGGUACUGGUGUGGUGUGAAGCAUAGUGGAGCCUCAGAUGUUGGAGAUCGGGUUAACCUGUCAGUCAUUGAUGGUCCUCCAGGGCUGUCAGUGGAGAAACAGGAGGUGACGGGUGUGGAUGGAGACAGUGUCAGUGUUCAGUGUUACUAUGGAAACAACAGAAGACAUAGGAUGUGGUGUAAGAUUGGGGGCUGCUGUGCAUCAGAGAGAUCAGUGAGUUUGGAUGGGAGGCCUGUCCUGAUCAGGGAUGACACAGUAAAUAAACUCUUCAGUGUGACAAUGAGUGGGCUGGAGAGGAAGGACACUGGCUGGUAUUGGUGUGCUGCUGGAAUCCUGCAGAUCCCAGUUCAUAUUACUGUUAAACAAGGAGGGGAUAAUGAAAAACUGAGCUCUUUGGUCCAGCUGGCUCUGUAUGUAGGACUGAGCUUAUUGGUGCUGCUGUUGGUCAUCAUCAUCACAUGGAAAGUGCGGGACAAAUACAAGAAAAAUGUGGCUGGGGGCCAAAAUCUAGGAAGGACAGCACGGAAGGACGGCAGAUCUUUCGGACGCUCGGACCUGCGGAGAUGUAUGAAGACGCUGUUUUGCUCCUGGGUUCUCACUUCGCAGCUCCACAAAGUGUCAUCCUGUGGCAGAUUCUUUUUCGCCGAAGGCGACAGCAGCCGGAAAAGACAGAAGGCAGCAUACUAUCCAAAGAAGCCCCACAGCCAUCAGAUACUGCGAGGGGAGUUCGUCUUUCGAAGUUGGCUGAGUUCGACUGAGAGGCUGACACCUCGAAGUCAGGACCGGACUUCCCUUGCAGCAAGUAAAAAGUCAUUGCAGCUGUCCGUGUUGUUCUGUGUUCAGAGACAGGCUGCUCUUUCAUUGUAGGUUUGGAGGCACUAAGGUUGUCUGUCAGGUGGCUGAGGUGAGUAGAGUUGCACCACAUCUUUCAGUAGUUGCUCCAGGACCCUCCCAGGUAGGGCUCAGCCUGGCAAAUGGUCAGUGUUAGGAUGUACUCACAAUUGGCCUUGUACCAUGUCUGAGCAUGAUUGUCCCCCCCCCCUGCCCCACUUGUCUGCGGACACAUUGCGCUAAACGUUCCAGGCCUGAGCAUGAUUUCAUCAUCACCGUGCAAUGUUCAGACCCAUUGCCCAAAGUGUGUAAAAUCCCAGUCAUGCAGUUUGGUUUACAAUCAUUUGUGAAAUAAUGGGUUGUUCUGAAGAGCUCAGUGAAUUCUAGCCUGCUAUUGUCACGGGAUACCACCUUUGCAACAAGUCAGUUUGUGAAAUUCUUUUCCUACUAUAUAUUUCACAGUCACUUGUAAGUGGUUUUAUUGCAAAGUUAAAGUGUUUAGGAACAGAAACCCAGCCAGAAAGUGGCAGGCCAUGUGAAGUAACUAAGUGUGAAGUGCUAAGGUGCAUAUUGUGUAAAAAUUGCUAAUGCUUUGUCGACUCGAAACUUUAUAGUUCCAAACUUUCUCUGGCAUUAACUCCUGCACAAACACUGUGCACUGGGAGAUUCAGGGAAUGGGCUUCUAUGGCUGAGCAGCUUCAAGCAAGCCUCACAUCAUCAAACGCAAUGCCAAGAGUCGGAUGGAGUGGUGUAAAGCACACCACCACUGGACUGUGGAGCAGUGGAAACGUGUUAUGUGGAGUGACGAAUCAUGCACCUCUGUCUGGCAGUCGUAUGGAUGAGUCUGUAUUUCCUCUUCAACAAUUCGUCGACAGGUCCUGUGAUUAUUAGGUGAUCUGUGAUGUAGGAGAUCCUGAGAAUGGCUGCUGCUCCAAGGAUAAUUGGCAGGUGGCUUUUCCCAGGAACAGCGGGCUGGAGAUGUGUGGGAUCUGGAGUGAAGAUAGAAACAGAGGAAGGAAACAAGCACAUUUGGCAGACAGAUACUUGCAGGUAGACAGCCAAUAAGGAUUGUGUUAUGAAGAGACCUCAUCAUGUUGUGAAAGUAAGAGCUGGAAUUCCAAUGAGGUGUUUUAGGCAGAUGAGAGAAGAGUGGUUUCUGUGGUGAAAGUUACUCCCUUUGCUAUGUACUUUGCGUCUUAAGAAUUUACAGACUGUUUACAUGCACCUGAAGCCAUAAAACACACUAAUAGAAAGGGAAAAGCAUAAUAGGUCCCAUUUAGUGAGUAUUAUACCAGUUUCCAAUACAUUAUUAUAUGUAUAUUUAUUUUGAUGUUGACUAGAAGGUAUGUGAUAUCUUUCUCCCCUUACCCCUCAUCAGAUAAGUAAGAGCUGCUGUCAGCUGAGACAAGCUGGUGUGAUUAAUUUCAGUUCAACUCAAUUCAACAUUACUUCUGUCAUGCAUUUUCACAACAUUACAUUGUCUCAAAUCACUUUACCUUAUCCCCUGCCCAAAGCCCCCAGAGAGCAAACCAGUGGCAAGGAAAAACUCCUUAGAAGGAAGAAACCUUGGGAGGAACCAGACUCAAAGGGGAAGCCCAUCCUCCAAGUGCCGGCACAGGAAGUGAUAUGAGCAAAAUGUCAAGGUGGCAGCAAAGCACGUGUGAAGAAGAGGCCAUCAGCAGUACAAAGCACCGGCUGUACAGGUUCCCAGCAGACAAUCCAAACCUCCUUCAUUAACUGACUCUUAUGGUCUGACUAGACAGUCUGAGCAGAUCUGCGUGAAAGAGGCCUCACUGCAGUUAGCAUAACCAUUUAUUUUACAGCUCUUCUGUCUCAUUCUACUCCAUAAAGGUCACAUCCCCCCUUCCAGCUUCCUCUGAUGAUGGAGAUUCGUGCACAAAUAAGUGGCUACAGCCGUUUAUUUUUCUACUGAUUAAUCUAUCAGUUAUUUUAAUGAUUGGUCGAACAAUCUAAUCGAUUAAUUUUCCUGCAUAAAAUCACAUUGAGUGUUUAAGUUUAAUUUUGACAACAACAAACUGUAUGUCACUGCAGGGCUAUAGAGAAUAACUACUCCAAUAAUUACAUAGUGAUAUUGAAGAAAGACAUGUCAUCCACUAUGUCCACUAAUCAUAGCAGCCUUAAUGCAUACAUCAAAAAAAGGUGUGUAUAUACAAAAUGAUAUUUUAAUACGUAUUAUAUCUCUUUACGUGAUAAAGACCUAAAUAUAUAAGCUAUUUGCUUUAAAUAUGUGACUCAUGUUAGAGAAAAUGUAAGUAAACUAUGGGGACAGAAAAAUCACUGAAUAACAGGAAUGACUGACAUAUAGUGCCAAACAGAUAUGGUGCAAAGACAGAACUCAUAGUACAAAGUAAACGUAGUGCACUAUGUAGGGCAGGGGGUUCAUUAGUUUCAGGAGAAGGAGGCUACCACCUUGAAAGUAGGUGGCUACCAUUGUUUAGGGAAACUCGACAUGCAAACUCUGAGACAUGAGACGUAAACCAAUUUCAGGGGGUGGUAGGGGUCCUUCUGAGGAAAUUUUGAAAUGUAGACCCAUUAAUAGUCCCUUUUUCAGGCAUCUUAGAGGCCUCAUUCCACCAAAUUUUACUGACACAAACUCUGGGUUAUUUUUCAUCAUACAGUAGUAGUACUAAGUAGUAGUAGCAGUCUGUUACUGAGGACACCAAAUGUAUCUCAUUCUCAGAUUAUGUUGAUUAAUGAUUGAUGUACUGGUCAGUUGCAGUGCUCAAUUAUCAAGUAAUGGUUUCAUCAACAAGAUGUCAGCUUACCAGUGUCUGAAAUAAGACUUUUAACCAUUAACCAAUCAUUUAAAAAAGUAAAGUUAACGUGACAAAGGAAA